Molecule: messenger RNA, 675 nt
Organism: Hyaena hyaena (striped hyena)
Lineage: Eukaryota; Metazoa; Chordata; Mammalia; Carnivora; Hyaenidae
Gene: DRC12
Product: coiled-coil domain containing 153
Exons: 7
Coding region: 49-657 (202 amino acids)
Source: RefSeq, a predicted model, not a curated record
AAAGAACCUUAACGUCAAGUCUUUCCCCCAUGCCUGGACAGCAAGGAGAUGCCACCGAAAACCAAAGGAAAAGGGAUGAAAGCUGCGACACAGAAGAAGAAAAAGAAUGUGGGUGCUGAUGUGGAGGCCAAAUCUGCACACCGGCUUGCAGUGCUGGAAAAGGAGUUGCUCCAAGACCACUUGGCUCUGCGGAGGGAUGAGGCUCGCCGAGCCAAGGCUUCUGAAGACCAGCUGAGGUGGAGGCUACAGGUGCUAGAGGCCGAGUUGGAAGAGGCCCGAAGUGAGGGGAAGGCCAUCUAUGCAGAGAUGAGUCGUCAGCGCAGAGUCCUGCAGAAGGAAAUGGAGACCCGCAGCAGGCAGCUGGAGGAAGAAGUGAGAGGCCUUCGGGAGCAGCUGGAGACGUGCCGGAGGGAGGCUGAAGCCUCAAGGCAAGGGGCAGAGCAGGCCCUCGGGGAGCGGGACCAGACUCUGGCUCAGCUUCGCGCACACGUGGCAGACAUGGAGGCCAAGUACGAGGAAAUCUUACACGGCAGCCUGGACCAACUCUUGGCCAAGCUGAGAGCAGUCAAGCCUCAGUGGGAUGGGGCCGUGCUGAAACUUCAUGCCAAGUACAAGGAGCGGCUCCACCAGUUCGGACUCAACCCCCUGGAUCUUUGAGGCUGUAAGCCUCUAGCC